CUAAACGCACCACCACCACCUUACCGCAAUUUGUCAAAUACUUUUUCUGGAAACAAAGAGGAGAGAGAAAAUCGCAUUCUAGGGUUUCUGAAGAAGAGGCAGAGAGAAGAUUUCUUCAUCACAAACUCAAAUACAACAAUGAUUUACGACGUUAACUCACCUCUCUUCCGUUCUUUCCUCAGUCAGAAGGGUGGCGCUUCUGAGAAGAGGAAAACUGAGGAGCAGAAGCCAAAGGAGCACAGACCAAAAGCAAACGAGAACAAGCCUGUGAUGAAUGAGUAAUUUUUGAACUUCGUUGAGAAUUAUCGGAUGUUGGCAUGUAAUAGCUAUGUUGACUGCUUAUGUUAAGUGUAUCAAUUAGAAGUUUAAAAAUGGGAUCCUAAAUGGACCAAAAAAUAUUGUGGCUUGCUGCUGAGUUUUCAUUUUACUAUUCAGAUUUUCUAGUGUCAA
Molecule: messenger RNA, 450 nt
Organism: Beta vulgaris subsp. vulgaris (sugar beet)
Lineage: Eukaryota; Viridiplantae; Streptophyta; Magnoliopsida; Caryophyllales; Amaranthaceae
Product: wound-induced basic protein
Exons: 2
Coding region: 139-282 (47 amino acids)
Source: RefSeq, a predicted model, not a curated record